Messenger RNA from Acaulospora colombiana, 993 nucleotides. Lineage: Eukaryota; Fungi; Glomeromycota; Glomeromycetes; Diversisporales; Acaulosporaceae. The record is from the annotation of a GenBank genome assembly.
AUGAAAAAAGCGCUCGCCUUAGAAUCAAAUGAAUUAGAUUCCCUAGUUAUUGUUUCUGCUACUUGUCUGUCCUUAUUUGGAUGGGAAUACGGUUUGAUCGAAGGUUCUGAAAAAUUGAAAUGUAAAACGUGUUUUCGUCAUUGUGAGUUGUCAUAUUUCCGAAACAUUGAAAAACACCGCGAGAAAACUCAGCAGCAAUCGAGCGUGGAAACAAGUGAACGGCCCACACAGAAGGAUAAGGAUGAUCAGGUCAACGAAGACAUCAGUGAUGAUCCUGGAGAAGUUCGGGAACGACAGUUAGAUGUAAACAUAACACGCGGUAAUGCAGAAAUCGGCGAGAAAACAACGCAUGAGAAUGAGACCAGUGAAAAUGCUAAUGAUAAUAAAGAUCUUCCAGAGAAAUCAAGUGUUGAUGGAGAAAAUAUCAGAUCAACCGAUAAUGAAGAGAUGGAUGAGGAGAUCACACCGGAAACCAAAGAUGAUCAGACUAAUGAGAAUAUUGAUGAGAAUUCAAAUGAUCACGAGAAAAUUUCGGAACCACGGAAUCGUAUAGAUAAUGAUGUUGAAAUGGGUGAGCAGAUGUCACAGGAAACCGAGAAUGAUCAGGCCAAGGAGAAUCUCGGCAAUGAAACAGAUCACGAGAAAAUAGAAGGUUCACAGAAGGUAGACUCAGUUGGUGAGGAUCAGAGGGUGGGCGAGCUAAAUAUAGAGCAGGAGAUGAAGGAUGAUGGACCCAAUGAAAAUUUUGAUUGCGACGAUGAUUUAUCAGAGAUAGGAGAUUUGAUAUUUGAUGUUGAGUCUCAACAUCGUUGGUAUUGCUCAUGGAUCACGGGGGACGGUAGAUCGAUUGAGAACAAAACGGCCGAAGAAUUUGCCAAGAAAAAACCGGGUUGGUAUGUUACUUUGGAAGGCAUAGUGAGGCACCAUAUUUCUACCAAUUCAAAGGAUUCAAGGCUUAUUCGAGAGGUUUGUGUCGGCGUUCCUGAUUGCUAA